Messenger RNA from Heterocephalus glaber (naked mole-rat), 590 nucleotides. Lineage: Eukaryota; Metazoa; Chordata; Mammalia; Rodentia; Bathyergidae. The record is from RefSeq and is a predicted model, not a curated record.
AGACUCCUAUCAUGGAAGAGACUAAGGCAGGGUUCUAGGGCCUGUGUGCCUCCACACCAUAAUGUUGGGGGAACUAAUACUUCUUUUUAGGAGUCUCCUUAAUUCUUCCUCAGGCAUGGUAGGAGCAGUGGUGACUUGGCUGAUGAACUACAAGCCAUUCUUGUUUGGAUUCCUAUUUCUUCUGUUAUUGCUUAGCAACUGGCUGGUCAAGUAUGAGUCCAAAGCCACCCCCUCAGAAACCCCACAGGAGAAGGCAGAGAAACCAAAGACAAGAGAAGCUGGCCCCAAGAGCAACAAUGCCAAAAACAUGAAAGAAAUAGAGAAAAUUCAUGCCCACUUUGCCCUCCAGGACAAGAUCCUUGAACGGCUUUUGUUCAGCGAGAUGAAGAUGAAGGUGUUGGAAAAUCAGAUGCUCAUCCUAUGGAAUAAAAUGAAUCGCUGCAGGCCAUCAAGCAGAUAUCAUCAUUUCCCCAGGAAGAAACGCAUACUGGAGAGGUGUGACUCGAUUUUCUCCAUCGUUUCUGAUUGUACUUCCAAUUCCCAGGCCUAAUAAGACUGUAGCUGACCAGCCUUUGCUGAUGUUAUCUUGA